GGUUCGAGUCUUUGCUGUACCGCAACUGUCCGCAACUGUCGUAACCUAGCCUAGCCAAGUUACCCGAUUUGUUUCUAUGAGACACAGUAAACCAGAAAAGAAAAAAGAGACAAAGAUUUUUGAGUUUUGUGGAUAUAUCGAACGCUUCAAACGAACAUGAAGUUUAUGACAAAAAUGUUUGGUAAUUUGAGACAUAUAAAGUGUGCGUUUGACAGAAGAUCGUAUUUGUUAUCGUUGGAUAACGUCAACGUGCAAGCGAGAUACAAAACUAAAAACAUCGCAAGACCUAAAGCCAUCGAAAUAAAUAAAUACAAACACCAAGAAUCGACUGGAAUACUUGGCUAUUGCUUGUUGAGUGUACCUGUUCUUACUUUUGCUCUUGGUACGUGGCAAAUUAAAAGAUGGCUGUGGAAGCUAGAUUUGAUAGAUAAUAUGAAGCAACGCACUUCAGCAGAACCAAUCAGCUUGCCAUCAAACCUAGAUGAGCUACAAGAUAAGGAAUACUAUCGUGUAAAAGUAAAGGGCAGAUUCCUUUAUGAAAAAGAAUUUUUAAUAGGACCUAGAAGUCUUAUUCUGGACGGGGCAGGUGUUGCUGAAAAAGGCGGUGCAAUGUUCUCUCACAGAUCCGGCACAGGAUAUUAUGUUGUUACGCCUUUCAAACUAGAAGACCAAGACUUGACUAUUAUGGUCAAUCGUGGAUGGAUACCUAAAAGUCAUCGCUAUACUUACGUGAACGAGAAUAAGAUGACCGACGUUGUAGAAAUUGUCGGCAUUAUUAGAGGGACUGAAAAACGACCUAUAUUUAUGGCCAAAAAUGCUCCUGCAAAAGGAGUAUGGCAUUACAGAGACUUGGAUGCAAUGGCAAAGAAAGCGGACGCCGAACCUGUGUAUAUAGAAUUGCUACACGAAUACACCACACCUCAGGGACCGAUUGGUGGUCAAACUAAAAUAUCUUUAAGAAACGAACAUCUCAGUUACAUAAUUACUUGGUUCGCAUUGUCCGCGUGUACGGGAUACAUGUGGUUCCAACACUUUAUAAGGAAACGUCCUAUCGUUUAGUCACAUUAUUUAGUCGCAUUAUUAUUAUUUUUUUUUUUAAAGGUCGAUGUACCGCGUGUAUAUAUUUUGUGUACAAACAGUGAUAUA
This is a messenger RNA of Pseudomyrmex gracilis, 1146 nucleotides long. RefSeq names its product surfeit locus protein 1 (gene Surf1). Lineage: Eukaryota; Metazoa; Arthropoda; Insecta; Hymenoptera; Formicidae. Gene Ontology annotation, cellular component: mitochondrion; membrane. The transcript has 5 exons. The record is from RefSeq and is a predicted model, not a curated record. Gene Ontology annotation, biological process: mitochondrial respiratory chain complex IV assembly. Bases 157 to 1059 code for a protein of 300 amino acids.